This is a messenger RNA of Chroicocephalus ridibundus (black-headed gull), 2495 nucleotides long. RefSeq names its product 40-kDa huntingtin-associated protein-like. Gene Ontology annotation, cellular component: early endosome. The coding region runs from base 67 to 1146 and encodes 359 amino acids. The transcript has a single exon. NCBI's taxonomy places the organism in Eukaryota, Metazoa, Chordata, Aves, Charadriiformes, Laridae. The record is from RefSeq and is a predicted model, not a curated record. Gene Ontology annotation, molecular function: protein binding. Gene Ontology annotation, biological process: vesicle cytoskeletal trafficking.
GCGUGACGCCGAUUGGCCGUCGCCGGGCGAGGCGGAAGCGGGCCCGUGGCGGGCGGGCGGCGCGCGAUGCUGUCGGCGUCGGGCGGCUCCGGCUCCGGCCCCGGCGGGGCGGGCGGCCCCGGGCCGGGGCUCGGCGGGGACGGGGACUUCCUGUCGCGGUACCGGCUGGUGUCGGCCAAGCUGCGGCGGCGGUUCCUGCGGAAGCCGAACGUGGCGGAGGCGGCGGAGCAGUUCGCGGCGCUGGCGCGGGAGCUGCGCGCCCAGGAGAGCCUGCCCUACGCCGCCUGGUGCCAGCUGGCCGUGGCGCGCUGCGCCCAGAGCCUGUUCCACGGGCCCGCCGAGGCGGCCGCCCUGGCCGAGGCGGCGCGGCUCUUCCUGCGGCAGGAGCGGGACCUGCGGCAGCGGCUGGGGCUGCGCGGCGGCUUCGGCGAGCACGUGGCGGCGGCGCAGAGCUGCGGCGCCUUCGCCGCCCGCCUGCACCUGGAGCGGGGGCAGCCGGCGCUGGCGGCCGGGCUCUGCCUGGAGCUGGCGGCGGCGCUGCGCGACACGGGCCGGCCCGCCCGCGCCGCCGCGGCCCUGCAGCGGGCGGCCGAGCUGCUGGCGGCGGCGCGGCUGCCCCUGGAGGCGCUGCGCUGCCUGGCCGAGCGCGCCUCCUGCCUGCUGCUGGGCCGCGACUACGCCGGGGCGCUGGCGGCGCUGACGCGGGCGCAGGCGCUGGCCGGGGCGGCGCUGGGCGGCGGGGGCGCGGCGGGCGGCGGCGGCGCCUUCGUGGAGGUGCUGUGGCGCUGCGAGGUGUCGCGGGUGCUGCUGCUGCUGCUGCUGCAGCCGCCGCCCGCCAAGCUGCUGCCCGAGCACGCCCGCACGCUGGAGCAGUACUGCUGGGAGGCGGCGGAGGGCGGCGCGGCGGCGGGGCCCGGGGGCGGCGGCGGCGUGGGGGCGGGCGGGGGGCUGCCGGCGGCGGCCGGCUACCUGCCGGGGGAGCUGUUCCUGCUGCUGCAGUCGGCCGUGCUGGCCUGCCAGGAGAAGGACGCGGAGGCGCUGAAGGCGCUGCAGGCCGAGCUCUGGCCGCUGCUCAGCGCCGAGCAGAACCACCUGCUGCACCUGGUGCUGCAGGAGAUGCUCAGCCCCGCCGGGCAGGGGCUCUGAGCGCCGCCGGGACGCGACGGGGCCGCGGCCGGGCCCGGGGCUGAGGCCUGGGUGGGCGCGUCCUCGGGGCCGGUGUUCGGUUUCGGUGCGCGUUCCGUAAGAGCGGCCAGCGAUGGCGGACGAGCGAGCGUGUCCUUCUGCGCCUUGCCCUUGUGCCCCAGGAAACGGCCUGCGGUUUGUCCCGAGAGUUGUCGGGCUUGGGCAGUCCCGAAGCAGAGCCCGGCCGUUCCUUAGAGAACUGGCUUUUGCACAUCCGGGAAGCAAAUGUUGCUGGAGUUGCCUUUAAAAAAACAAAAACAACCACCCACAUCCAAAUGAGACUUUUAUUUCCCUCCUGAAACCAAAAGACACUACAGCCAAGGUGAGGCCAUGGAUUUGGCUUUCACGGCGGACAAAAGGAGCUGGUCACUGACCCUCGAGUGUUUGCCUGGGGACCAGUGGUGGUGGCCUGACUCUGUUUUCUGUAGCACAGCUGGAAAGCUGGAGAACUGAGACUGAAAAAAGGCAAAUCCACUACAGCCGAGGGUAAUGAAGGAUAAAAUGGAUGGUGGAGAAGGAUGAGUUAUUGGAAUGGACUGUUUGCUCAGUUCUCUGCAGCUGCUGUUCCUGUCUGCUAGCGGGCACGUCUGCCUCCUGCUUUCUGCCUCUCGGGACCGUUUCCAGUACUGAGGUGAAGAAUCCCUGUCUUUAGACCAGGAAAGAAAGGAACCCGCUGUCCCUGGUGCACCCAGCUGUUGCCUGCAGACCGAGGCAAAUUUCUGCAGGGGUCAGAGAUGGAAUCUCAAGAAGGGGAUGCUUUGUAGUGGAAGCCAGAGGGGCCCUGGUGGUUCCCACAUAAUUGUGGCUGUCACAUAAAUAAAGAGCAAUUCUAAUACACCUAAAAAUAAGAAAAGAAACAAAUGCUGGGAGCAAACACCCCCCAGAGACCCCCCUCCCUCAGAAGGCUGAGGCUUUGGGAGAGAUGGAGAGAUCCUGUUUGCACACCUGGGAGAGAAGAGAGAGGGGAAGAGGUAAUUCUGGUACAACAGUGGUGUUACGUGUACUUCUGAUGUUACUAGCUGGUUCUAGAGACAGUGAUUUUUUUCAAAUGCUUUUCCACUGUUUGUUUUUCAGAUGUUUUUCAGGUUCCGCACUGGAAUAACUAGGAACUUGGAGUUUUCCUACCGGAAAUGCAAACACUCGUUUCCAUAAUAUUUAAGAAGAGUUAAUUACUACAAAGCUUCAUUUUGUCUAGAUAAAAUUAAGAGUUGAUAAAUGCUCAUUUCAGAACGUGAUAGCGUUUUAUAGUUGAGUUGGCUACGGACGUGCCACACUGUGAAGCAAAAAUAAAAAUCCAUGCCUUGAAACUA